Messenger RNA from Oreochromis aureus, 3390 nucleotides. RefSeq names its product N(6)-adenine-specific methyltransferase METTL4 (gene mettl4). The coding region runs from base 145 to 1464 and encodes 439 amino acids. Gene Ontology annotation, cellular component: RNA N6-methyladenosine methyltransferase complex; nucleus; cytosol. Gene Ontology annotation, molecular function: nucleic acid binding; site-specific DNA-methyltransferase (adenine-specific) activity; RNA methyltransferase activity. The record is from RefSeq and is a predicted model, not a curated record. The transcript has 8 exons. Lineage: Eukaryota; Metazoa; Chordata; Actinopteri; Cichliformes; Cichlidae.
AUCUACGUGGGUAAACGACUGAGUUUUACCGCGCAAGUUUCGGUUUUAUUUUCAGAGAAAUAGGCUCGUUUGCGUUCACGUGUCCGGUUGCUCUCCAGCACGAGCUUAAAUCCCGUUUGAUAUCAAACAACACCCCCUUUAACGAUGUCCGUGGUGCUCCACGGAAGCCUCGGCUGGGUUUUGGAUUCAUGCUCGCUUAUCGAGCGGGGAUAUUCGCCGUGCAUACGAUGGAGAGAGAAUCAGAAGUCAGCUGUCAAGUGUAGUUUCAAAAGGCAGUGCUUCCAGGUUUUCAAGAGCUACUAUAACGAGAAUAACAGAGCAGAUGUGGAUGCAGGGAACACGGAGGUGCUGCAGAAAACAUGCAAACCCUCAAAGAAAAGGAAACGAAAACACCAUGAACUCAACCAAGGGGAAAUUGAUUCACUGGUCUUUCACGAGAAGAUAAAGUCUGUUAUUCUGGAGGGAACCAAGUACUUGGUGGAUUCUGCACAACCGCUCGGCUAUCUGAAUGGACAGACAAACGUGGACAAAGAGCCUCUUCCUUCACAGGAGUGCAACCUCGCUGCUCUUUGUGAAAUGGCUAAAGAUCUCCCUCUGGUGGAGGAUGAGGAGCAGGAACGGGGCGCUCAGUUACUUGUUGGCGAGAAUGGCUGUACGUCUCACGUCGACUUGUUCUCUCAGGUGACAGAGAACAAGACGGACUGGGCUACAGUGGUUACCCUGAUGGGAGAGGAAUAUGUAAUACCCCCACACACGGCUUUCCUGCUGUCUGAUUUCACGAGGAUACAGCCAUUAGUCCACUACGGAACAAGGUUCGACCUAAUCGUUAUGGAUCCACCAUGGGAAAACAAGUCUGUGAAAAGAAGUCACAGAUACGGCUCGUUGCCCUCAUCCCAGCUAAAGCGGCUCCCUAUUCCCCUGCUGGCAUCUCCAAACUGUUUAGUGGUGACCUGGGUGACAAACCGGCCAAGCCACCUGCGUUUUGUCCGUGAUGAGCUGUAUCCACAUUGGGGCGUAGAAGUUGUGGCCGAAUGGUUCUGGGUCAAGGUCACCACAUUUGGGCAAUUUGUGUUUCCGCUAGACUCACCACACAAGAAACCGUAUGAAGUCUUGGUCCUGGGCCGAUAUCGUUGCUCUGCUGAUAUCUCAGAGAGCCCCUCAGAGACAUCAGAGGUGCCUGUGGAGGAUCAGCGUUUGAUUGUCAGUGUCCCAUCAGCUCUGCACUCUCAGAAGCCUUCGCUGUCAGAGGUGCUGAAGCCAUACAUUGGAGCUGAAGACAAGUGCUUGGAGCUGUUUGCACGAAGUCUUCAACCAGGAUGGACCAGCUGGGGCAACGAAGUGCUCAAAUUUCAGAAUGUUAGCUAUUUCAAUUUGACACCUGUAGAUGAAAAAGCAGAAGUUGAGGAUGACCGCACAGCCAAAGAAAAACAAGCACAAGGGUUCGAUUCACCUGGGAAAACCUGACCUCCUGACCGGUGUCUCUCCACUGUGAGCCUGUGACUGACCUCUGACACCUGUUAGAUCAAUAAUUCAGUUUGUAUUUAAUGGUGAUUCAGCGCCAAAAUGUUUCUCUACCAGUUUCUUUUGAUCUGUGCUCUUCAUGCAUGUGGGACCUUUGAUUUCUUUUUUUGGUGUGGGUGAAUUUUUAAGGUAGCGAAACACAAGUCUGAUGAGGCGGCUGGAGAGAUGAAAGUGCAUUUCAGUGCAGCUGUUUUGAACCCAGCUUCCCAUGAACUCGUCCCAUGUCACACUUCUAACCAGCUAACCUGUCUUUUCCUGUUGACUCUCUAAUGAGUCUGUUGGUGUCUGCAUUUGGAUGAACGCCGCUGCCUUUGAGACAGAUCGGGAUGAGUUAUGGCCACUGCAGCGACGUACACAUCACAGCCUAUGAAGCCAGACCCUGUCUUCUGCAGGAUUACUUAUACAUCACCUUGUUAAGUUCUCUGCCUUUGUGUCUUUAACACACACAAGCACAUUAGUGUAUUCCUUACACUGUAUGUCACAGUGGCAUCAUCCAUUCAUUUGUGAAGUCCUGUUUUGCAGCCUGGAUCUUAACAUUUUAAUAGAUUGAAGUGAGCAUAUUUGGAUAUUUGCAUAUUUGAAUAAGAGGGUGAAGUCCUGAUUUUGAAGACGGGAUGAAUCGAUGGUGCAGGUACAUGUUGCCAAGUAUGGAAGCAAUUAACUAUAGAGACCAAGUCAGUUUUUAUAUUACGUUGUUAAAGUGCCUAUUUACCUGGUAAAGUUGGACAUUUAAGGUUUUGCACAACAUAGGGUUAUAUGGGAACUGACUUUUGGUGCAUGAACAGAUAGAAAACAAACAAUUUUGACUAAAUAACUUUUUAGUCAAAAAAUAUUAGCCAAUUACCUUAAAUAUUUUGCACAUUUUGGUCAUUCUAAGCAUGACAAAGGAAGAUUAUCCAGGAUCUGCUCAUUAAAUAACAAGUUGUUAACCAAUGGCCAUGCAGUUUCACAGUCAGAUUAACUGCUCACUUGUCAUACCUGGUUUCAAAUCCCUAAAAUGGCAACAUGAAAAUCCCACAGAUCAAAGCUCAAUAAGUAGAUUUUACACAAAUCAAAGCGUGGCUGCAGCCAUCUUUUAAACUCUGUGUGUUUAAGAGCCAGUCUCUUUGGCCUACCCCGGAAAUAUUGGCUGACACAAUUGCCACGUGGAUUACAACAAAUUGCAGACCUAUUAAUAUUGUUGAGAACACACGCUUUACAUAGCUUUGGUUGCUCGUUUCAAGGACUUGAAGUGCCUCCCCAAGAGUGACAGAGAGAGAGUGGAUAAAUGUUUACAGAGAUUUUUGUUUAAGAUGUUCAAUAAACAUGUUAAGAGCAUAUAUUUUCCCUUUUUUCUCGAGUCGGUUUGCUCAUGCAAAAUGAAAUGCGAUUAAUAUAGAAUAAAAAUGAAUAAUAUUUAAUUGUGAUUAAUCAAAAUUAAUCCACAGUAAUCCUGUGAUUAAUCUGAUUAAACAUUUUAAUUGUUUGACAGCACUAAUAUAUAUUAUAUAGAGAACCUGUGUUAAAAGAUUGAAGAAAACAAUUCAAAUUCUCUUUGAAUUUAAGCAUACAUUCUUUGAGUUUAUUCUGCCUUUACUUUAUUAUAAUACAUAAAUGUCAGUUACAAGCUUAAAUAUAAAGUUGAAAAAAUGUAAUUACAAUCAGGAUAUUGAUCAAGUAAUUGCGAUUAACAGCACUAAUAUUAACAUAACUCAUAACUCCUGCCACUGUUGAAAGAUGUAAAUUUCCUGUUACUACCUUUGUGUGUCUUAAACUAAGCAUUUCCAGCACUGUUUAAAACUUGAAUUGAACAUGCUGACGUCUUGAUGCAUGCUCAAUCGUCCAGGUAAGUAAAUCUCCAAAAGUUGAUUCUGUUCAUCUGGACGUAGC